Engraulis encrasicolus (European anchovy) is the source of this 3707-nucleotide messenger RNA. RefSeq names its product ectodysplasin A receptor (gene edar). Gene Ontology annotation, biological process: positive regulation of JNK cascade; positive regulation of canonical NF-kappaB signal transduction. The record is from RefSeq and is a predicted model, not a curated record. Lineage: Eukaryota; Metazoa; Chordata; Actinopteri; Clupeiformes; Engraulidae. Bases 186 to 1562 code for a protein of 458 amino acids. The transcript is spliced from 12 exons. Gene Ontology annotation, molecular function: signaling receptor activity. Gene Ontology annotation, cellular component: plasma membrane.
UCGGAGACCUUGGAAGUGGAUUACGCAGUUAACACAACAUUCUUUUCCUAAGGGAGACUAUUCAACUUUAAUGUUGUGUUAUUUGUUAUUCAACGGUCGUUGUGAAGUUAAAGCGUAUUGAUAAGUCUACGGUUGUCUGGAGAGCUUAGACGGUGUUCAACUCCUGCCUGCAGGGGCAAGACAAGAUGGUCCAGAAAGGAGGACAAACGGAGUCUUGUUGGCUGUCCAUGUUGCUGGUGUGCACAUUCCCCGUGCUCGGUGCGGAGUAUGCCAACUGUGGGGAGAAUGAGUUUUUCAACCAAACCAGCUGCCAGCCCUGUCCGCCCUGCCAGCCCGGCUACGAGCCCUACAUGAACUGUGGUUAUGGAAUCAAGGACGAGGGCUACAACUGUGUUCCAUGUCCGACGGGAAAGUUCUCGAAGGGCAAGUACGAGAUCUGCCGGCGACACAAAGACUGUGACGCACUCUACCGAGCCACUGUACUGAUAGCGGGCACCCCAGAGAGCGAUGCGGAGUGUGGGACCUGUCUUCCAGGGUACUACAUCUUGGAGAACAGACCACGGAACAUCUAUGGGAUGGUGUGUCACUCCUGCACGAAUGCCCCCAAGAACACCAAAGAGUGCAUGCGCGUAGCCAAACCACCAGGCCCUGUAUCUCCCAGCAGUACCACCAGCUUCCCAUACACAAAGAAAGAUCCCCAGGGUCACCUAGCAACAGCCCUCAUCAUCGCCAUGUCGACCAUCUUCAUCAUGGCCAUUGCUAUCGUACUCAUCAUCAUGUUCUACAUCCUCAAAGCCAAGCCCAGCGGACAAGCCUGCUGUUCGGGCCAGAUGGUGAAGACCGUGGAGGCCCAGACAAACAAACAGGAAGAAAAGAAGGAGGUUCAAGAAAAUGUCGUCAUAUAUUCAGAGAAGGAUGAGUUUGACAAGCUGAAACCCACUCCUCCCAAGGCAGUGAAAAGUGAAAACGACGCCUCGUCUGAGAACGAGCAGCUACUGAGUCGCAGCAUAGACAGCGAUGAGGAAGCGGCUCAGGAGAGACAGGGCGCCUCCGACCUUUGCCUGCUGUCGCUGGUGCACCUGACCAGAGAGAAAGCCUGCUCCGCCAGCACCAUCUGCAACAACAAUAACAGCAACAAGGCCACUGGGAUUCAGAGUCGAAGAAAAAAAAUCUUGGAUCUCUACACAAAGGCCUGCAGUGUUGCUGAGGGCCUGAGUCCCACGGAGCUGCCCUUUGACUGCCUGGAGAAGACCAGCCGCAUGCUCAGCUCCACCUACAACACGGACAAGGCGGUGGUGAAGACGUGGCGCCACCUGGCAGAGAGCUUCGGCCUGAAGCGGGACGAGAUCGGCGGGAUGACCGACGGCAUGCAGCUGUUCGACCGCAUCAGCACGGCCGGCUACAGCAUCCCCGACCUGCUCACCAAGCUGGUGCAGAUCGAGCGGCUGGACGCCGUGGAGUCCCUGUGCUUAGACCUGCUCGGAGGGACGGAGGGCGGAGGAGGAGCGCCGCCCCACAGCCCUGUAGGCCCCCCUCUCUCGUCCCGCUGUGCCAGUGUUUAACAACCACCCCCUCCUCCUCCUCCUCCUCCUCCUACCACCUCCUCCUCCUCCCACCUCCUCCCCCUGCCCCUUAACAGCUCCGCUUCACAUGAAGAAUAGCAGCAGGCCUCCCUGGCAGGGACACAGAGAGACAGGCGUGCAUACGGAGCACGCUCCCUCACACAUUGCCUGCCUGCCUGCCUUCUUGUCUGUUGUUUUCCCUUGCUGGCUCUGACUGUGACUGCACAGCAGGCUGGAAGUAACGGCACGUUACCAAACUCAUUAGGGACUAAGAACAGCCUGGGCCUGAAAUGAAUUAUGAAGUCCUUUUUGGAUUUUUUUUUUCUAUUUUAUUUUGUAAGUUUUCUUUUUUUUUUCUACUUUUUAAAGUUGUCAGUUGUUUCUUUCUCUCCCAUUUUGGUUUUUAUGUGUCCCGCAAACCACAAGUUGUUUUCUGUUAUCCUCAUGAUUGGGCAAAAGAAGAAAAGGCAAACAACAAACAUUCCCUGCCAAAAGUUGGUGCCGAAUUCCUCCAGUGAAGUGGUUGACUUGAGCAGCCUAUACGGUUUGCUAAGAUCAUUUCACAUGAUCACAGAGUUCAAACUAGGAGGCUCCAAAGACAGCUUAACUUAAAGAAAGAAGUGCCUCAGGAAGAUAUAUGCUAAAUUACAAUGCCAAAGACUACCACAACCCAAUAUUUGUUGUGAAUACCCAUUUUUUGCGAUGUAUGUAGGCUUUACAGUACAUGAAGCACCAUAUGGGAUAAGUAUAAAAUGUUACUCUUGAGUGCUUCGUGUAACAAUGUCACUCACUCUACAAUGAACCAUACAGUGAAGACGUGACAGCUAGGUCUUACUCACUUACUGCCACAGCUGGGCUGUUAUUAGUCUACCAGAAGUCUUGCCUUAAUACACUCUAGCUCCUGGGUUGGCGGCCUCCACACACAGAAGCCGACAUGGGGGGGACAAAGGGGUCACUUGUCCCAUGCCCAGGGAGCCCAAAAUUGGUUCCUCAAUGCAUCGUCUGUACUGGCUUUGGGGCCCUUUUUCAGCUGACUUUGUCCUGGGCCCAGCCAAAGCCGUCAGCGUCUCUGCCUCCACAUAAUAUGCUGCUGGUCUGAUAGUGGCGUGCUGCCGUGGAGAUGGAGCAGUGAAAGCCCCUCAUAAGCCCGUGCCUUAGCCUCCUGUGGUGUGCCGCAGCGGCUGGAUAUAAUUGGCCGAAAUUAUCGGUUUACGAAGUGCCUGUGAUUUCCAGCACCCAAUUAACUAAUAAGCCCAAAUGGAAAAGCCAUAAAAGCGACCAGUAUAACCCGAGAGGCAGCAGCAGCAGCAGCUGAAGCACUUACGCCAAAGGUGAAGCAAAGUAGCGCUGGUCUGCCGCCCAAUGUUCCCACUUUUAUUGUAAAGGCAAUGAAUUUUCAGAUAAGCUGUAAAUGACGACUGUUCAAAAUUGAGUGCAAUUGUGGAAUAGUACUUGUAUAUCGGUGUCCUAGUUGACAACCAUUUCAUUGUUCUGAUUGCUGAUGCAUCUACUCCAAGUAUGGCAGAGAAAUAGCCCAAUCUAUUCAUAAUGCAGAGAAUCCUGUGAUUGAGUUAAAAAAAUUCUGCUAUUAUUUUAGACUUGUACAUUAUAUUCACAGCGAUCAUAACAAAUAUAUGAAUAUACAUCAAAUGUACAAUUUAGUAAAUCUUCAGAUAUGUUGACAUUGUUUCAUGUGCUGUACCUGGCUAUUUAGCUACCAUGAGGUACAAGCACAGUAGGCCUGGAACUGGUACAAGUGUUGUACAACUGCUUUCUCUUCUAUCAUGGUUAGAAAAAUAAUUGAAUUUGUGUUCAUAGAGUUUGUAGUUGCCAAUUUCCAGGUGUUACAAAAAAAAAGAAAAAAAGAAUUUGAACAGGAGCAGGACUCCGGUGAUGUAAAGGAAUAGAUCAGCUUGUACAAUGUUGAGUUCUUGCCAUGUAUUCACUGCUAAAUAUCUCUUUUUUAGUGUAAGAGAGUAACAGUCAUCAGUGAAUAACAUUUCAUUGUGCUUGGUCAAUAUGUACAUAACAGGUUCUCUUACCUCAAACGUAUUUUUUUUCCCAACAGAGUAGAUAUAAGAAACACAGAAGCAAAACAUUACCAGGUGUACAAUACAAAAUGUAAGUGUAUAUAUAACUUAUUAC